Messenger RNA from Stegastes partitus (bicolor damselfish), 1963 nucleotides. RefSeq names its product protein FAM177A1-like. The transcript is spliced from 5 exons. NCBI's taxonomy places the organism in Eukaryota, Metazoa, Chordata, Actinopteri, Pomacentridae. The coding region runs from base 31 to 708 and encodes 225 amino acids. The record is from RefSeq and is a predicted model, not a curated record.
CAUCCGCAUACAAAGAAGAAGACGGCGACAAUGGCCGACAUAUCGCUGUAUCUCACCAACGUUAACGUGUCUAUAGGGCGGAACAUGGACGUGGGGCAGAGUCCGAGUCCAAGCCAGGCGAGGGACUUUGAGAGCGUGGAGCUGGGAGAGCUGGGCAAUAGAGAAGAAGAGGAGCAGCAGCAGCAGCAGCAGAAGGAGAAGGUUCCCCGUCGGAUCAUCCAUUUCUCCAGCGGUGAGACGAUGGAGGAGUACAGCACCGACGAGGAGGAGGGAGAGGACAAGGAGCCGGAGAGGAAAGACCUGCUGUCCUCCCCGGUCGAUGCGGUGAGGUCAAAGAUGACCUGGGGGCCUUACUUCUGGUUCCACAUGUGGAGAGCAGCCACGUCCACUAUCUCAGCGUGUGACUACCUUGGGGAGAGGAUGGCCUCCCUCUUUGGGAUAACAUCAGCCAAAUACCAAUACGCCAUUGAUGAAUACUACAGGAUGAAGAAAGAGCGGGAGGAAGAGAAAGAGGAAAACCGGCUGUCAGAAGAAGCCGAGCGAUCUUUUGACCAGCUACAAUCUCAGGAAGAGGAGGACGAGCCAGUCACAAUGACAGACCAGCCGGAGGUGGCAGCCGAGCACCCUGACGUGACCUAUCAGGUCGAGAACGAAAACCCGGCUGCUUCGAACACCAUCAGAGUCCCCGCUAUCGUCACGGCAACCUAACCAUCCCUAGUAACGGACGUUUGCGCUUUAAUGUCUGUCUCUGUGUUGAAGAAGGAACACUGUCUUGUCUCACCGAGCUGUUUGGUUUGUUUACGAAGUGGCUUUAGACGGGCGGCGCUGCUGUAUUGUGGUUGAAUGGCGAGGACAGCGGUGGUGCAACUGUGUAGCAGUCAUUCAGACACUGCUGGAUAAUGUGGGGUCAAGAUCUUUGAACAGCAACCGGUGUGUUAGGAGAGAGAAUGUGCAAAGUUAUCUUGGAAACUGCUCAUAUUGUUAGCUAUUUUAGAACAACAGCUGUCCAUUUACAUUAUCCAGCAUCUACUGCAGUAUCUCUUGUUACAGCCCAUCUGCUGCAGAAUGAGGGUUCAAUGUUGCUCCACUGUGCCUCUGAUGGACCGGAUACUGUGCCUAAAUCACCAAUACAGCCAAGUCAAUGCCAGAUCUGGACCAAGCGUCUAUUUGAACAUGACUUGAAGACAUCAAAUCGCCUUUAAUUCAGUGCUGCGCUGCAGGUAACAUGUUUCAAAUAUUUAACAGCUACAGUGCUGAAAAGAAGUAUCGGCCCCCUUCUCAAAUUCUUAAUUUUUUGAAUAUCUUCCCCACUUAAAUGUUUCAGAUCAUCAAACAAAUUUAAAUAUUAGACAACAAUAAUUCGCGUAAACACAAGAUGCAUUAAAAUGGGGAAAAUAUGCACAAAAAAAAAAAGGAAUUCGAGAAGGGGGCAAAUACUUUUUCACAGCACUGUACCUUGUGCAGAUCUGGUCACACUGAUGCAUCGUCCAUACACCUGGCUGCACCAAAGAGCUGGCCGUUUUAACACCACCUUACAUGUUGAUUUGUUGUCUGUGUUCCUGUAUUAAUGCAUAUUAAGCUAGCAUUGCACUUAAUGUCUGUGGAAGCACUGAACAGAUUUAGCCUUGGUUAUCAAAUCAUCAUCAAGACUGACCGACAAAAAAAAAAAAAAAAAACCUACGAAAGCGGGUUUAGGUGUUUCGGUGCUGCUCUUAUUAUCUGCCUUAUCUACUAUGAACAUAGCGGAUGUGGUGUGGAAGCCUUUAACAAUGGCAGGGAGCAUUGUGACACUAAGUCUGUAUAAAGACAUGCAAACUUACAUUUUUAACUGUUUUUAGUACAAUUUUUUAUAUUUAUUUAUUUUACUGAACCGACUGAGCACUUAAUUUAAGCGUUUUUCUAUUGUUUUAGUAAGUAACACUAAAAAAAAAACUGUUAAUAAAGUUAUUGUCUGACUUUUAAA